Thlaspi arvense is the source of this 1103-nucleotide messenger RNA. The record is from the annotation of a GenBank genome assembly. Lineage: Eukaryota; Viridiplantae; Streptophyta; Magnoliopsida; Brassicales; Brassicaceae.
AAAGAGUGUUAAUGAAGGUGAAAAAAAAAGAGGUAGAUGCCAGCUGUAGAGUGCCACGUCGAUAGGGUCGUACCCUCGUUGUUCUUCGUUUAUACUCCAUUUUUAAGUGAUUGACAACAAAAUAAAAAACGCCAUUUUUAAGCAACGUUGAGACAGAGAGAGAAAAUACAGAGAACGAUCGAAGAGAGAGAUGGUUGGGGGGUAUACGUGCAUUGACAUGUCGAGACUUCCUACUAAUAGAGAUGGCUUUUACGCGACGAACAAGCAGUUCCAGAAAUCGGGUCCCAAGGGUUUCAUCGAGGUGAAGGUCCUCGAGAACGACAAGCUCUACAUCCGCGUCGACUUGCCCGGUGUUCCCGACGACGCCGUCCGCCACAGAGUCGACGCCGUGAGGCAAAAGGUUGUCUUUUUCUCCGCCGAAACAUUCAACGACGGCUACGAGAAGGAGGGCGUGCGUGAAUACUCUGGAACCGCCGGUCUAGGCUGUGACUGCUGCGAGAUCACCGGCGUGGAUGCCAAGAUGAAAGAUGGAGUCUUAAGGAUGAUUGUGUCAAGGGUCAAGGUGAAGGACCAUGACAAGAAGUGUACUCUCACUGUGCCUCCUUUCACAGGUAAAUCGGGAAGACGCGUUGAGGAUCAUCCGUUUGUGGUGAAAGGUCGUAAGGGAGCAUUCGUUGGAGAAGCAACACCUGAUGGAGGUCUUUACUUCGCUGUGGAUAUGCCAGGAGCUUGUAAUGAUGAUAUUGAGUUGCUUGCAAACGACGAUGAAUUCAGAUUCACUGCUCGGAUCAAGAACUUCAGUGAGCAUGAUGAGAGUGGCCGUCUUUACCUUGGAAGCAUCGACACUGAACUGUCUUCUUCCUCUGCACUUUCACUUAAGAGCCAACGCAUCACAGCUACUGUGAACUUUGGUGUUCUCAAGGUUAUCAUUGGACCUACCAACAAGGAGUAAUACUCACUCUCUCUACUGCUUUUUCAUUUCACAAAUCUAUCCUUUUGUUUUUUGGAGAACUAAGAUUGAUUAGGCUCUUGUGUGUUUAAGCUGAGACUUGAGACAGGCAUGUGUGAGUCCUGCUUUUGUGUUUGCUAUUGAAUUUAGGGGA